AUGUCCUUGGAUUCAGGUGAAAAUCAAAACGAACCUGAGAAAUCUCCACAACAUGUCGACAAGCAGGAAACAUUCGUCAACAGGCCACUUCACGAGGCCUGCAGGAAGGGGGACCUGAACCGAGUGAAUCACAUCCUGUCCCAGGAUUUGGUCGACAUCAACAGUAGAGACGAGAAGCAGGGAAGGACACCACUCAUGGUGGCAGCACAGGAAGGAAAUUGCAGAAUGUUUGACUUUCUUAUCAGUAGAGGGGCUAAUAUGCAAGAAGUGGAUAAUAACGGCAACAACGUCCUGCACUGGGCAUGCAAGGGUGGACAUGUGGAUAUGUUGGAGUGUGUGCUCCGGCAAUACGGUAUUUUUAAGAAUGUGCAAACGUCCCCUCUUAUACAGGCUGUACGUACUGGAAACAGGGACGUUAUUGAGUUUCUCGUGUCUACGGGAAGUAAUGUGUCACAAGUUGAUCAGUUCGGCAACACCGCCCUGCACUGGGCCUGCACAGGCAGGCAUGUGGCUAUGGUGAAGUAUCUAGUUUCACAAGGCAGUGUUGAUGUUAACAGUAGAAAUAGAGACGGAAGGACCGCCUUGAUGGGGGCUGCAUUAAAAGGGAAUAGAAACGUUUUUGAGUUCCUCGUGAACAUGGGAGCUAAUGAGUCACACGUGGAUGAUGAUGGACACAACAUCCUUCAUCUGGCCUCUUCAUAUGGACGUAUGGAGAUGGUGAGGCACAUCCUGUCACAGAACCUGGUCGACAUUAACGCCAGGGACAAAGAUGGGAACACGGCAGCCAUGAUAGCAAAGCAUGAGUCUCGAUUUCACCUGGACAGUUCAGAUGGGCGAGCUAGGGUUUACAGACGUGAUGAGGAACGUUACGCCGACGUGUGCAUCACCCAACGUCGUCCAUUUGGAG
Molecule: messenger RNA, 907 nt
Organism: Haliotis rubra (blacklip abalone)
Lineage: Eukaryota; Metazoa; Mollusca; Gastropoda; Lepetellida; Haliotidae
Product: 26S proteasome non-ATPase regulatory subunit 10-like
Exons: 3
Molecular function (GO): protein binding
Source: RefSeq, a predicted model, not a curated record